Molecule: messenger RNA, 368 nt
Organism: Cryptomeria japonica (Japanese cedar)
Lineage: Eukaryota; Viridiplantae; Streptophyta; Pinopsida; Cupressales; Cupressaceae
Product: dioscorin DB3L-like
Exons: 2
Coding region: 27-353 (108 amino acids)
Molecular function (GO): zinc ion binding; carbonate dehydratase activity
Source: RefSeq, a predicted model, not a curated record
UCUUCGGUUGUCUUGAUUGUCAUAACAUGCAUUUCACUAUCAUGGCACGACCUGUACUGAGAGACGCUCUAUUUUUGCUGGGGUUAUUGAUCUGCAUCGCUGGGGUUCGAACUGUGGAAGUCGACGAUGAGGAACAAUUUUCGUACAUAAAGGGCGACUCGAGGGGGCCAGAACACUGGGGAGAUCUAGUUGAUGAAUGGGCCAUCUGUGGAAAUGGGCGCCAGCAAUCUCCCAUUGCUUUGCUGAAGAGCCAGGCUGUAAUCUCACCUGAUCUCGGUGAACUGCAAAGGAUUUAUCACCCUGCAAAAGCAAUCCUUGAGAACGGGGGCCAUGAUAUUAGGGUUUGCAAUUGAAAUUCUGCUUUUUCA